AUGUCGACUCAAGCACACACCUCAUUACCCCAGGUCGGGAAGCUGGUGAGCGUCGUCCCCGUCGGCCUCAAGGAAGCUGCUCUCGAUUCCCCAACCUUCCGCGCCACCACCCUCCACUUCUGCGACCAGAUCGAGUUUCUUGAAAAAUGGCUGGACGGAUACGCCAAGGCCGCGACAAAGGUUACCUCUGAGCUGAUGACAUUGGAGAGUGUUGUGGGAAACUUUCUUUCCUACUCCACACAUCCCCUUGUCGUCUCGGAAGCGGUUGUUGAUCAUGACUAUACCUUGUUGGCGAUGAGGAGGUGCGGAGACGGUUCCAAGGAUCUAUGGGGCGGGUUGGUCAACAGCACUAAGAAGCUGGAGUCUUUGAUCGCCGAACCCAUCCGGACGUUCAUCCAUGAGGACUUGCGGCAUUUCAAGGAAACUCGACGUGCCCUCGAACACGCCCAGAAGCAGUAUGAUUACAUGCAAGCUCGAUAUUCAUCGCAGUCCAAAUCCAAGGACAGCUCGGCCCUGAGAGAAGAAGCGUUUCAGCUCCAUGAGGCCCGCAAGGCCUAUAUUAAAGCUUCCAUGGACUUCUCGGUGCAAGCUCCCCAGCUCCGCAAUGCUCUCGACAGACUCUUGGUCCGGAUCUCCUUUGAUCAGUGGCGAGAGUUCCGGUCAUUCCACAAUAAUAAUAGCACUACUUUCUCGAAAUGGGCACAUGAGAUGGAUCGAAUCAAGGGCUGGAUCCAUGAGAUGGAAUCGAGUGAAAGAUCAUCCAAACGAGAACUCCUCUCUACUCGGGUGCAAAUCGAGGAGGCCGCGGAGAUGGUGGCUCGACCGUCUCGUGAGUUAGAGGACUAUUCGAUCUCGACUGUCCCUUACCUCGGGUCUCGCCCUAUAUCCGCACUCAAUGUGGCCAAGGAUGUGAGACCAGAAAAGCAAGGCUGGUUGAACUUGCGAACGCUGUCAGGAAAGCCGACUCGCACAGUGUGGGUGCGGCGAUGGGCAUUCUUGAAACACGGUAUAUUCGGAUGCCUUGUGCAAGGCACACGUACCGGUGGUGUCGAGGAAAGCGAGCGCAUUGGCGUAUUGCUCUGCAGUGUUCGUCCUGCUUUUCAAGAGGAGCGUCGGUUUUGCUUCCAAGUGAAGACCAAGAACAACAACAUUGUGUUGCAAACAGAAACUCAAAAGGAGCUGAUGGAGUGGAUCGGCGCUUUUGAGGCUGCCAAGCAGAAAGCGUUGGAAAACCCGGCAAGCACAGAUCUAUCCAUCUCUGGGAAAGUCACCGUCCAAGACCCUGCCUUCUCCAUCUCUCAGCCGCCGGCCCCCGAGUUCGCCGCGGAUCCGGCUGACUCACUUACUCCCCAUACACAUGACGAGCCAAGCUCUUCGACAGAACGUAGUCAAACCCUUCCUGUGCCAGAGCGCGAUGGUCUGGCUUUCCGAAACAGCACUGACAUCGGCAACGGCAAAAGAGGCGGGAUGGAAAGUGAAAGUUCCACGAGAGAGCACACGUCCAGAAUCAUCCAGAAAUUGGAUCUUCAUCGCAAGUCGAAUAACGCACCCCCAUCAUCUCCCUCCAUUCCCGGUCCUGCUGGUGGUAUAGCCAGUCUCAUCUCUGCCAGCCAUAAUAUCCUCCCUUAUGCUGGCACUGCUGCUGUCAACGCAGCAGAGAAUGGCAACCGAGGUCGCAGCCUGAGCAAUAUCGAUGAGCCCGGCUCAAGCCUUGCUCCUCCAACACUGGCCAACCCUCCCGCUCCCACUAGCAUGAGCAAGGCAGCCGUGGUCGUGAACAGUGAAAGAGGCAUUGGAUUAGGACUCGUGGACAGCACGGGUGGAAUGCCUAGCGGUAUGAUGGCAAACUUGUGGGGUAGUUCAAACUGGGGCUUUAUGAACAAACUUCAGCGUGAACGCCUCCAGCAGGCCAACGAAGAGCAUGACUUAUUAGAAGGAAGGCCCUCUUCUAUCAUGAGCGACUCCUCCAAAGAGACGAUAACCCCACAGACAGAUCUAUCUGGCACAUCGCCGGCAUCUCGUCAGCCAUCAGGUCCCCGCCACAGGCAGACCGUCAGUCUUGAUGGGGAUCAAUCGAAAAUCCAGCGUGCCGCGCUGGGGAUUGCACAUGAGUAUCCUAGCUACUAUCCCCAGCAGCUGAGAAUCCAGGAUGCUCAGUUCCGGCUGCUCUUCCCUGAUGUCAAAAGGGAGGAGGCGCUGGUUUUGGUAUUCAGGGCCACCUGGAGCCCGAAUGACCAGCAAGAGUUCCCUGGCAGAGCUUAUGUCACAACCCGAAAUGUGUACUUUUACAGCCACCAUUUCGGCCUGGUUUUGACUACGAGUGUCUCUCUGGACAGUAUCAAAGAAGUGACGGCGGCCCCUGGACGGGACUGUGAUUUCCUCUUCCUCCACACCAUCCCACCUCUCGGGAGCGAUACCCCUGGCAGAGUGACGAUCAAGACCUUCCUCGAGCCCCUCCGGGUUCUCCAAAAGCGAUUGAACUUUUUGAUUCAGGGCUCCAUCGCCGUCGAGCCGAUGACUCUGGAAGCUGUUAUUAAAUCGCUGAUCAAGAUGGACACGGGAACUCCAACUCGGCAGUCCAGUGCGGACAGCUGGGAGGAUGUCUCCUCUGGGUUUGCGGACAUCAAAUACGAUGGAGGCCAGCCCGCUGCCCGCGGAAAGGAUAUCCGGGCUCCCAUUUAUAUUGAUAAGGAUCUUGAUCUGGAUGGAGGAAAGGCUGGUCGGGCACGGGAUAUGCCGAAAUUCAGACUGCCUACCCAGCCAGUCGAGUAUGUGCCACAAGGCGACCUGGUUCUGUCGACCGAGCGAGUGUUCGACGUUAGCCCCAAGGCAUUGUUCCACAUUCUAUUUGGUGACAAGAGUGCUGUGUGGCAGCUUUUGUUGCACGAGAGACAAGCUCGAGACAUCAAGCAGGGUCCUUGGGCUAGCACAGAAUCACAACAUCUGAGACGAGACUUCCACUAUCAGAUUGACAUGCCGGAUUUUUUCGGCCGAACUCAACCGAACACAAUAUCGGAUUAUCAGAUCAUCGACGUACUCAAUGAUCAUCUGUGCUACGUGAUCACCGAUAAGAAAACCCCCUGGCAUCUUCCAUUCCGGCGAUCCUUCCGGCUGGUCAGCAAGGUCGUGAUCACGUUUGUGGCCAAGUCGAAGAGUAAGCUCGCUGUCUAUACAAAGGUCGAGUGGCUAUGGUCUCCUCACGGCCUCAAGAACAUUAUCGACAGCAAAGCAAGUCAGGACCUUGAGGACGACGCGUUGGAUCUAAUUGACUUGGUGAGUGACCAAGUGCGCCGCCUUGGAGGACACAGCCGCACGAAGAAGGCCAUUACGAUCUUCGGCCAUGUUGGCCGCCAGAGUCACGUUUCUCACUUUACCGGUGCCGGUGGCAAUCUGAAGCUGGAAUCCCACAAGCCUCGGAUCCAGCGGACCAUGCCUCAGCUCCUUAUCGAGACAUUCUUGUCUCUACUGGAAAGCACGGUUUCGCUACUAAUGCUGUCGACGUUCGAUCUUGUCCGAUGGUCCUGGAAGACCGUGAGUGCCCACAAGGUGAUAUUGAUUCUGCUGGCUACCAGCUUUCUCAUGAACGGAUUUUACUCGUCCCGAGAUGGCUGGGACUGGUGGCACGAGCGACAUGCCAGCAACUUUAUGGCUCGGCUCGGGGUCCAGCCGGAUCUCGUUAUGGGCAAAGCUAUUUACAUGCGAGACAUCGACGAGGCAAUUGCAAACACCACCAUCUGGCCCGACACCGGCAAUGCUAGUGAUUGUUUCGCCACGUUCCACGAGCAGACUACGCGGUUCGCUGAAAUGCCUCUGUCUCUCAGCACCCUCGGUUCCCGGGAUGCCAUGGCCAAGAGCGCGGCUAAACGAUUCCACCAAACCCGCGAACGCCUUGGCCUGUACCGACACAACCUGUUGGUCGCGCUGCGCGUCGUCAACAGCAUCGAGAAAGAGGUCGUUCAGACCGAAUGGGAGCGGUGGCUGCGCGAGGAGGUUAGGCGCUGUCGCCAAGUCGAGAUCCUCCUCGGUACCGACGCUGGAGAGGACGAUUUGAACCUGAAGGCUGGCCGCUUGGCACAGGCUGAGCGUGUCUUCGCCGAACACGCAGAUAAUGUGAAACAGUGGUACGAGGGAUACUGCUCCAGUUGUCGAAAGGAGCAGGAACAUGCCAAGGAGAAUGGCCGUGGAAAUCUGAUUGCUUGA
This is a messenger RNA of Penicillium alfredii, 4200 nucleotides long. RefSeq lists its product as uncharacterized. Gene Ontology annotation, cellular component: plasma membrane; endoplasmic reticulum; cytoplasm. The transcript is spliced from 6 exons. Lineage: Eukaryota; Fungi; Ascomycota; Eurotiomycetes; Eurotiales; Aspergillaceae. Gene Ontology annotation, molecular function: protein binding. The record is from RefSeq and is a predicted model, not a curated record. The coding region runs from base 1 to 4200 and encodes 1399 amino acids.